AUGAAGCCUAUACAAAAUGAACAAAUAGCUCAAGAAACUAAAGAACUCAAGGAAAUAACAAAUACAUAUAAGGAAGAACUUAAAGAAAAUAGAACAUAUAUAACAAACAAAAAAAUCUUAUUGGUAGAAAAAAAUGACAACAAUAUAGCAACACUUGUAGAACAAGACAACAAUAUUUUCAUAUACAAUGAAGAGGUUAUUGAAGGCAAUAUACUUAAUGAAAAAGUUUUUGAAAUUAGUAUAUGUUAUGAAGAUAACAACAAUACAACAAUUUGUAAUAAAGAGGUUUCUAAGACUAGUACAGAUAACAAAGACAAUAUGAAAACAACAACUUAA
Molecule: messenger RNA, 336 nt
Organism: Cetraspora pellucida
Lineage: Eukaryota; Fungi; Glomeromycota; Glomeromycetes; Diversisporales; Gigasporaceae
Source: the annotation of a GenBank genome assembly